Aspergillus nidulans FGSC A4 is the source of this 1266-nucleotide messenger RNA. RefSeq names its product DUF1917 domain-containing protein. The record is from RefSeq and is a predicted model, not a curated record. The coding region runs from base 328 to 1266 and encodes 312 amino acids. The transcript is spliced from 3 exons. NCBI's taxonomy places the organism in Eukaryota, Fungi, Ascomycota, Eurotiomycetes, Eurotiales, Aspergillaceae.
AUUCGAUACCUCGGGUUGCUUCCAUGACUAGUUAAGGGCCGCCGCCGCUUGGUUUCGCUGCACGACUCUAACAACACAGAUACGGACUCUUGUACACAGUGCGGGCACGGUACACCCAGCGUUUUUUCGAAUCAAGUUGUUUUUUCGAAUCAAGCUCUGAAUACUCCUUGAUCCUGGACUCCCAAACAGCAGGAUAGACCGUGGACUCGAAGGGUAAAUUUUGUGGUUUCAGGUUCAGUCAACUAAAGACAUUUGCGGCAUAUCCGCCAGAAACGACUCAAAUCACGGCCACUCGCCUAUAAAGACCAUCGCUUCUCUAUAAGCAAGAUGCCCAAAUCCAUGACUCUCAGUCCUGAGGAUAUAUUCUCCGAUGAAUCUAGCUUCUAUGGCUCUGAGGAAGAAACAACACAGAUGGAAAGAGUGGCAGCCACAUAUAAUCCAGAGACUUACUGGAUAAGAAUCCACCCGCACCUCCUAACCACAAUCCAGGCUCGAAAUCAAGAAGUAAACAGACAGCCCUCCAGAUCGGCCGAAGAAAAGAACAAGAUGGCUUAUUCACCAAUGGAUAUCGACACUGACACUAGCUACCUCCCUCGCAAUGAACCGGGCCCAAAUGAAUCCAGCACCGACUUUCUCAAACGCGUAACUCCCUCAACUACAAGAGAGGAAGACGUCGGCCCCUGGAUUUAUGUGCAUACAGACCAGCUUGCACGCCACAAAGAAGACCAAGCAGCAUUUAUCACCAAGGGUCUCGAAGCCCUAGAUGAGUUUGUGGACCAAGAAAGAAAGUUGCGCGAAGAAAACGACCAAAAGAAGGGGAGCGCCAUUGCCCUAUCCCGAAAAGUGAAACCCUUACAGCGCGAGUUAGAAAGACACGUCUUCGAAAUUGCACGCGAAACAAACUGCAUCACGGGCAAGUGGAUGAUGUUCAUUACGCCCGACCAGAUUGAUUCAUACUGGCAAGCUGUUGCUGACGCCACAAUGAAAGGGCUUCUGGGAAUUUGCGCCAAGGUUGCUACGUUAUCGGGUUCGGAUGAGCGAAACAAGGCUCGGCUUAUGGCGGUUUACACAAGGGACUAUGACGAUAUUGCGGAUGUGAAGCGCGUGUUGAGAAAGCUUGUGGAAUUGAAGCUUGUGAAAAGAGGGGAACGACCGAUUUAUUACAAAAGGGAUGCGCUGACGUAUUUGAAUAUCAAAUCGGGGAAUCGCUAUGGAAUGAAGGUGACGGCGUUAUCGAGUGUGGAUGUAUUGGGUGGGAAGGUCUGA